AUUUACAGAAGGGUUGACUUACGGAGGAAUAGUUGAGAGGUGCAGCAACCUUAUAUUUGCUAUUUUUUGUCACUAACCGUUACAUGUCAUCAUACCUUCACUAGUCCCUAGACUUAAACUUCCUGAAGUGAACCUGAUACCUGCCCGUUGCCAUCUGGUCCUAACCUACUCCAAGAAGAUGGAAAUAGCAGUAGAUCUUGUCACAGAUUUAGCGGAUAAACUCCGCAGUGAUGCAAAGCGUCUAGAGGAAGAUAAAGCAAAAAUUCGCCAAAGCAUUGAGACGCUUCAAGACUUGAUCAAAUCAGGCAAGGUUUCAUCUCUUUCAGAAGCCCAAAGAGAUGAUGCCCUGUGCAAUCUUAAUAGAGCGUACAGACUGUCAGAAACAGUUCAAGUAUCAAUAAAUCUGAUGACUAGAGAUCCAGCUCAAACUGCUGCCAGCCGUGAGGUAAAUAACUUGUUGAGUGACCUGGAGAAAGAUGUUAAAAGAAGCCCCAGUCAUUCAAGACAGAGAGUUAUGUCUUACAUGAAUGCAUGCUGCUCAAAUCAAACAGUUGGUGUGCCUCCAGAUGAACAUUUUGGUGCUGCUAUUGUAGGUUGUACUUUAGAUGAUCAGAAACAGGCUAAAAAGAGAAUUGAGAUGAUGCUAGACUUUGUUGAUCAUGGGUCAUGAUCUAUGCCAUAAUUUUUUCUAAGACUAUUGGUGCCUUCUUGUCCAUUUAUCUACUUGUGUUUUGAACAGCUUAGUUUCUAUCGCCCAUCUCAGUUGGCUCAUGUGUGAUGUACCCAUAUGGAAGAAUCAAAGUGUAGUAGCUUAGCAUCCUCCUACCAAACUGAUGUACAUGUGGAUGGUAAUUUAAAUAGCUAAAAAAAGGGCUUCACCAAAUAUAUUUCUAUUAUGGUAAGCAAAACUGAUUUAAUUUUUAGUUUCCAUGUUGGAAUUUUUAAAUAAACUUGAAAUACUUCUCCUUUUUAACAUCACAUACAUAUUGAAAGCAAAUAAUUUACUAGGAAUGAUUUGGUUUUAGAUUGAAUUAAUACGGUCUUAUUUGCAAUCUAAUAAUGCUGUAAUUCUACUUUUUUUUCUCUCAUACUUAACACUAGAUUUACUUGCGAAUUGCUUGUAUCUAUUAAACAGGGUAUCAAUGUAACUGGUUGUUGGUCUCAUCACAUCUAAUCUAAUCUUGGAUUGUCCCUAAACUGUUUGCAGCUAAUGGGUUCUGGAAAGGCAGGAGUGAUUGGCAGUGUUUUAGGUAAUAUUUCAGUUUUUUGUAAAAAUGUGAAGACACAAUUUUAAGAGAUAUCAUGCUAGGUAGUAACUAUUUGUAGCUACCUUAGUUAUUCUUUGGAAAAAAGUUUCUACUUCAGACUUUUUAGAGAACAUUCGCCUCUUGUUUGUAAACAUAAAUCAGGACAACUUGGAUGUGUGCGUAAUGAGGGAACUUAAGCAAACUUUUAGGCUUUCUUCAGCAUUCUAGUCAACUAUUGUCUUGAUUUUGAUGAUGUAACAUGUUCAACAGUUUUGAAAACAACUACUGCAUUGUUGUCAGCUUUGUCAACCUAACUCAAUAUACAGGUAGUCAUUAGGUUUUAAAACAUGUAACUAGUGGAAACUAGAUAAGAUUUAAGAAGUAUUUUAUGUAUUUGUUGCUGGUAUCUGGAUAUUGUUUUGUACUGUUGUUAUACUUGACUGCCUGUCACUAUUGCCGUUCUUUUGGUGCUGCAAACACGAAAGUGACUUCAUUUAAGGGGGGACUUAUUUAUUUUGGGAGUCUAGCUUUGGAGUUCAACUAGACUUCAAACUGCUUGUAAUCACCAUAUGCUGUCAAUGUCUAACAUUGCAAAUGCAGCUGAAAAGUGUAUGUUCUGUAUUUUUAUUAUCACCUAGGGAAUAAUAAGUGUGCUAAGGAGAUCUAUCCUGAGUAUGAUUGGCAUCUGACUUUUGUAUUGUCAUAGUUUAUCAAGUAAUGUUAAUUAUGGUUUGGUCCUAGGAUUUUAAUGACCAACUGUACGGCUGACAAAUAUGUAGAGCAUUUAAAUGUCACAUUCCAUACAAGCCUUUAAAGAAACAGUUGCUAAUUUGAUCUCAGAAAGAAGUGAUUGCCCAUUAUCACAUCAUUGCUUCAGACAUCUGUGUCUAUAUAAUUUUCACUUUUUCCAUUCAAUGUUCUCAUAAUAUCCAAUUAAUCUUCUUUUACUGUCUUAAAAUUUUCACUUUUCUUUUGCCAAAUAAAUAAUCUAUGCUGUAA
Molecule: messenger RNA, 2246 nt
Organism: Frankliniella occidentalis (western flower thrips)
Lineage: Eukaryota; Metazoa; Arthropoda; Insecta; Thysanoptera; Thripidae
Product: BAG family molecular chaperone regulator 2
Exons: 4
Coding region: 179-670 (163 amino acids)
Biological process (GO): protein stabilization
Molecular function (GO): adenyl-nucleotide exchange factor activity; protein-folding chaperone binding
Source: RefSeq, a predicted model, not a curated record